GUUACAGGACUGCUUUCAGCUGGUACGGACCAUAAGGAUGCUUGGGUACGGGACAACAUCUACAGCAUCCUGGCCGUUUGGGGGCUGGGGAUGGCUUAUCGGAAGAAUGCAGACCGGGACGAGGAUAAGGCCAAAGCCUAUGAGCUCGAGCAGAACGUUGUGAAGCUGAUGCGGGGACUCUUACAGUGCAUGAUGAGACAGGUAGAUAAGGUAGAGAAGUUCAAACGCACGCAGAGUACCAAAGACUGCCUACAUGCCAAGUAUAACUCUGCUACUUGUGCCACGGUGGUUGGGGAUGACCAGUGGGGGCAUCUGCAAGUGGAUGCAACUUCCCUUUACCUGCUCUUCUUGGCACAGAUGACUGCAUCAGGGUUACGUAUUAUCUUCACCCUCGAUGAAGUUACCUUUAUUCAGAAUCUUGUUUUUUACAUAGAAGCUGCCUACAAAGUUGCGGAUUAUGGAAUUUGGGAACGUGGUGAUAAGACAAACCAGGGCAUCCCUGAACUGAACGCAAGCUCCGUAGGGAUGGCCAAAGCUGCUUUGGAAGCAAUUGAUGAACUAGAUCUUUUUGGCGCUCAUGGAGGACACAAGUCAGUGAUUCAUGUUCUUCCUGACGAAGUAGAACAUUGUCAGUCUAUUCUAUACUCCAUGUUGCCAAGGGCUUCCACAUCAAAGGAGAUAGAUGCUGGCCUUCUCUCUAUUAUUUCUUACCCGGCUUUUGCAGUGGAGGAUCUACACCUUGUUAAUGUGACCAAGAGUGAAAUCAUAUCCAAAUUGCAGGGCCGCUAUGGCUGCUGUCGCUUUCUCCGAGAUGGUUACAAGACACCCAGAGAGGAUCCAAGCAGGCUGCACUAUGAUCCUGCUGAGCUCAAGCUCUUUGAGAAUAUUGAAUGUGAGUGGCCGGUAUUCUGGACAUACUUCCUAAUUGAUGGAGUAUUUAAUGAGGACAAAAUUCAGGUACAAGAGUAUAGAGAGGCUCUGGAAGGAAUACUUAUUAGAGAGAAGAACGGAAUAGUGCUAAUGCCUGAACUGUAUGCAGUCCCUCCAGAAAAGGUGGAUGAGGAGUAUGAAAAUCCUCACUCAGUGGAUCGUAUACCAGUGGGAAAAUUGCCUCAUCUUUGGGGCCAAUCAUUGUAUGUCCUUAGCUGCCUAUUAGCAGAGGGAUUUCUUGCUGCGGGUGAAAUUGAUCCCUUAAACAGGAGAUUUUCCACUGGAUUUAAACCUGAUGUUGUGGUACAAGUAACUGUUUUGGCAGAAUCUAAUCAGAUUAAGAAUCUCUUGCAAGACCGUGGAAUCAACGUUCAGAGCAUUGCUGAUAUCCAUCCGCUCAGAGUGCAGCCAGCUCGCAUCCUGAGUAAUCUCUACACCAUGCUGGGCCGGAACAAGAACAUGAAAUUAAGUGGACGGCCACACCGACACAUUGGAGUGUUAGGCACCUCCAAGCUGUACAUGAUAAGAAAUCAAAUAUUUGCUUUUACCCCUCAGUUUACCGACCAGCAUCACUUCUACCUGGCUCUAGACAAUCAGAUGAUUGUGGAGAUGCUCAAGACAGAGCUGGCUUACCUCACUUCUUGUUGGAGGAUGACAGGGAGACCAACCCUGACGUUUCCCAUCACCCACACAAUGCUUGUUGAUGAUGGUACGGACAUUCAUCCAGCAGUUCUUGCCACCAUAAGAAAAUUAGAGGAUGGUUAUUUUGGAGGUGCAAGGGUGAAGAUAGGCAAGCUAUCAGAAUUUCUUACCACCUCUUUUCAUACGUAUCUGAGCUUCCUGGAUCCAGACUGUGACGUAAAACUGUUUGAUGGCCCUAAUGAAGGCCGUAAUAGUCCUGACAGUGAAUGUGGAGGCUAUCCAGCAGAUUUCUGUGAAAAAGAAAGCCAGGAUGAGCUGGAUCAGUAUAUAAAUGAUGUCCUGCAGAGUACAGCGCUGAAGUCAUACCUGCCUCCAACUUCAAAGACUGCGAAUCAAUCGCCUGUGUUCAGUGCAAAGCAUUCCACAAAAGAGAUACUGUCAAUAAUGGCCAAGACAAAGGGCUUGGAGGUUCCAGCUGCGUCUAUGUCUCUUCCCACUAAAGUUCUGAACAACCGGAAGUCUCUGAAUCUUGUCGAUAAUCCCCAUUUCUUUGAGACAAAGGACUGUGAAAAUGUUUUGCACUUACCUAAAGAUGCUCAUGGUGAUUUGGAUUGCAGGAAGCUUGUUGAGCAGCUGAAGGAAUGUCCAACGCUCCAUGAUCAAGCAGAUAUCUUAUAUAUCUUGCAUAUACUGAAAGGUGCUGACUGGGACACAGAGCUGGAUGGACAGUAUGGCGUCACUGUUCAUUGCCUACUCAACGAGCUCUACAGAAAGGCAGGCCUCAAUCAAGAAUGGGGCUUGAUCCGUUAUAUUUCCGGUAUGCUCAAAAAGAGAGUGGAAGUCCUGGCUGAGGCAUGCACAGACCUUCUGUCGCACCACAAGCAACUUACAGUGGGCCUGCCACCAGAACCCCGCGAGAAAAUUAUUACCACCCCACUGCCACCCGAGCAGCUCACAGAUCUUAUUUAUGAAGCCAGCGGCCAAGACAUCAGUAUUGCAGUCCUGACACAGGAAAUAAUUAUGUACUUGGCGAUGUAUGUCCGGUCACAGCCUAGUCUUUUUGUGGAGAUGCUCAGGCUCCGUAUUGGUCUGAUAAUUCAGGUGAUGGCCACUGAGCUGGCUCGGAGUCUAAAAUGCUCAGGUGAAGAAGCUUCAGAGAGUUUGAUGAAUCUAAGUCCCUUUGAUAUGAAAAAUCUCCUACACCAUAUUCUCAGUGGAAAAGAGUUUGGUGUGGAAAGAAGCUUGCGACCUGUAGAUUCCUCUUCAUCUAGCCCUGCAAUUUCUAUUCAUGAAAUGGGGCAUUCUGGAGCAACCAAAACAGAAAGAAGCGGUAUUACUAAAUUGAAGAGUGAGAUGAAGCAGAGGGGCAGUACUCCAUCGUCUCCCACUAAUACUUCUCCUGCUGGCUCCAAAGGAGAGACGAGCUGGGGUGACCGAAAAGGGCAGUGGCUGCGCAGAAGGAGGCUUGAUGGUGCUAUUAACAGAGUUCCUGUUGGCUUUUAUGAGAAAGUGUGGAAAAUCCUUCAGAAGUGCCAUGGUCUGUCCAUUGACGGGUAUGUCCUUCCUUCUUCAACCACCAGAGAGAUGACCCCGUGCGAAAUCAAGUUUGCUGUGCACGUGGAGUCGGUGCUGAACCACGUACCCCAGCCCGAGUACAGGCAGCUCUUGGUGGAAGCCAUUCUCGUUCUCACCUUCCUCUCUGACAUCGAGGUGAACAGCAUCGGGGGCAUCAUCCACGUGGAUCGAAUCGUGCACGUGGCCAAUGACCUGUUUCUGCAGGAGCUGAAAUCAUUCGGAGCUACUGGUAGUAUCUUGGAGAAAGACGUAGCCACAGGAAUCUGCCACUUUUUUUAUGACAGUGCUCCAAGCGGGGCCUAUGGCACCAUGACGUACCUAACAAAAGCCAUAAUUAUUUAUUUGCAUGAUUUCCUGCCUAGCACAGGCUGUGCGAUGCAAUAAGCGAUGCCUCACGCGGGAGGGAAGGCUCAGGAGCUCUUUCUCCCCAUUUCCCUGUCAUGAACCUCUCAUUUAGUUGCUGCAUGCGUGUGUGCCGUGCCCUACCUCAGCAUUUCACACUAGUCGUCAUGCUACGUGCAUGCCUACCCGCGGGGGACAGGUAGGUGGCAUUUGGCCUGGUUUUAAGAGAGUGUGCGAGAAAUAACAAAUACGGAGGCUUAUUCUGCCCAAAGUGCGUAAAUGUAAUUCAUAUUAAAUUAGCAAGAAUUACACAGUUCUGCCAAGGGACAAACAGAUUACUCUGUGGAGAUCAAAAGGCAUGAUAAAACGAGGGAGCUG
Molecule: messenger RNA, 3867 nt
Organism: Pygoscelis adeliae (Adelie penguin)
Lineage: Eukaryota; Metazoa; Chordata; Aves; Sphenisciformes; Spheniscidae
Gene: PHKA2
Product: phosphorylase kinase, alpha 2 (liver)
Exons: 31
Coding region: 91-3531 (1146 amino acids)
Biological process (GO): glycogen metabolic process
Cellular component (GO): phosphorylase kinase complex
Molecular function (GO): calmodulin binding
Source: RefSeq, a predicted model, not a curated record